This is a messenger RNA of Chrysochloris asiatica (Cape golden mole), 1110 nucleotides long. It is a transcript of the gene FAIM2, whose product is annotated as Fas apoptotic inhibitory molecule 2. Gene Ontology annotation, biological process: negative regulation of apoptotic signaling pathway. The transcript has 13 exons. NCBI's taxonomy places the organism in Eukaryota, Metazoa, Chordata, Mammalia, Afrosoricida, Chrysochloridae. The record is from RefSeq and is a predicted model, not a curated record. Gene Ontology annotation, cellular component: Golgi apparatus; endoplasmic reticulum; membrane. Bases 83 to 1033 code for a protein of 316 amino acids.
CGGAGAAAGGAGAGACGCAGGCUGCGGUGACCCAAGCGGCCGCCCCUGCCUCAGGGACCCCAUCCCGGAGAAAGACGGCACCAUGACCCAGGGAAAGAUCUCCGUGGCUAACAAGACCCCCGGGACUGAGGGGCAGCAACAGGCAAAUGGAGAGAAGAAGGAGGCCCCAGCAGUGCCCUCAGCCCCACCCUCCUAUGAAGAGGCUACAUCUGGGGAAGGGCUGAAGGCAGGGGCUUUCCCCCCAGCUCCUAUGGCUGUGCCUCUCCAUCCCAGUUGGGCCUAUGUGGAUCCCAGCAGCAGCUCUAACUAUGAGAGCGGUUUCCCUGUCGGAGGCCUUGAACACUUUACCACCUUCAGUUGGGAUGACCAGAAAGUUCGUCGAGUCUUUAUCAGAAAGGUCUACACCAUCCUGCUGAUCCAGUUGCUGCUGACCUUGAGUGUCGUGGCUCUCUUUACCUUUUGUGACCCUGUCAAGAACUAUGUCCAGGCCAACCCAGGCUGGUACUGGGCAUCCUACGCUGUGUUCUUUGUGACCUACCUGACCUUGGCCUGCUGCUCUGGACCCAGGAGGUAUUUCCCCUGGAACCUGAUUCUCCUGACUGUCUUUACCCUGUCCAUGGCCUACCUCACUGGGAUGUUGUCCAGUUACUACAACACCACAUCUGUGCUGCUGUGCCUGGGCAUUACAGCCCUCGUCUGCCUCUCAGUCACCAUUUUCAGCUUCCAGACCAAGUUUGACUUCACUUCCUGUCAAGGUGUGCUCUUCGUGCUGCUCAUGACACUCUUCUUCAGUGGGCUCAUUCUGGCCAUCCUCCUGCCCUUCCAAUAUGUGCCCUGGCUCCACGCAGUGUACGCAGUGCUGGGAGCAGGUGUCUUUACGUUGUUCCUAGCAUUUGACACCCAGUUGCUGAUGGGUAAUCGCCGCCACUCGCUGAGUCCUGAGGAGUAUAUUUUUGGAGCCCUCAACAUUUACCUAGACAUCAUCUACAUCUUCACCUUCUUCCUGCAGAUAUUUGGUACCAACAGGGAUUGAGGAGCCCUCCCCAUCUUUGCUUCUGCCUAGUUCUCUGACCUUCCCUGUGCUCAUAUAAACCCAAAUAGAAAACUAGC